CUUUGCUUCUAUAAAUUAUUGUCCAAAAUUUUCGCAAGUUAACUUCAUCCUUCUAUAUAACAAUAUAACGUGCUAAGAGCUCCCUUGCCGUCCUCGUUUACCUUCUCUAAAUUAGGCUUUAAACAUGGCUUUAGCGGCUGCACUCCUCGUUCUUCUGCUGGCGACUCCGGCAGUUUAUGCCGUGCAAUACACCGUAGGAGACAGCAGUGGGUGGUCCACCUCCGGAGAUUACACGACUUGGGUUCAAGGAAAAACAUUCAACGUAGGCGACACACUUUUGUUCACCUACGAUAGCAGCAGCCACCGGGUGGAAGAAGUGACCAAAAGUGACUAUGAUAAUUGCAACAGCGGAAAUUCUCUCAAAACCUACAGCGGUGGAAACACAGUCAUCACUCUGUCCAGUACAGGGCCAAUGUAUUUCAUAUGCCCCACAACAGGACAUUGUGCUUUAGGCAUGAAGCUAGCCAUCAAUGUUGUAGCAGCCAGUGGCAACACGCCCUCCACCCCAUCUCCAUCUGGUUCAACUACUCCUUCAUCAGGGACAACACCAAGUGGCUCCACGCCGCCAUCGCAUGGCGGAGCACCUAGCAUCACGAAUAACGGUUUGAUGUUAGGCUUUUCGCUCGUGUUGGGGGCCGUCCUUGCAAUUAUGAGCUAGGGGAGAGGCAGUGCUAUCUGUGUGAUUUGUUUUCAUCAUUAUAUGUGUGAUUUUUUUUCCCUUUAUG
This is a messenger RNA of Durio zibethinus, 725 nucleotides long. Its product is annotated as stellacyanin-like. NCBI's taxonomy places the organism in Eukaryota, Viridiplantae, Streptophyta, Magnoliopsida, Malvales, Malvaceae. Gene Ontology annotation, molecular function: electron transfer activity. The record is from RefSeq and is a predicted model, not a curated record. Gene Ontology annotation, cellular component: plasma membrane.